AUUAUUACGUAUGGUGCAGUUCAGUUCAAAUAGACAGUCGCAAUGUUGAAGUCGGUGAUAGUAGUUUUGUGUCUAGCAUUGGUCGUCGAUGCCGCGCUCGUGCGCAUACCGUUAACUAAACCCAAUAAGCGGCGUUCGAUUAAAAACUACAGCACACAUUUGGCCUUAUUGCGCAGCAAAUUCAAUUCGAAUUUCAUCGUUGCCAACGAACAAUUGAGCAACUACGAGGACGAUCAAUAUUAUGGACCUAUCACCAUCGGUACACCACCGCAAAAUUUUAAUGUGCUCUUCGACAGCGGCUCAUCGAACUUAUGGGUACCUGGAGCACCGUGCGCUGCCAACGAUACCGCUUGCUCUACACACAAUACCUACAACUCCAGCGCAUCGAGCACUUAUCAAGUGAAUAAUCAAAGUUUCGCUAUACAAUAUGGUAGCGGCAAUUUAACGGGCUACUUAGCGGAAGAUACCGUCAAUGUUAGCGGUUUGGUUAUAACAGGACAAACUUUUGCCAUAGCCACCUCGGAGCCUGGCACCACAUUUGUCUACUCUGAAUUCGAUGGCAUUCUGGGUAUGGCUUAUCAACAGAUUUCGGUUGACAACGUUAUACCACCAUUCUACAAUAUGUACACGCAAGGUUUGAUCGAUUCGCCCGUCUUCGCAUUCUACCUGACCAACAAUUCCGCUGAUGGUCUCCCUGCUAAUGGUAGUGAGCUCACGCUCGGUGGUUACGAUACUACGCAUUUUAUUGGUGAUAUAACUUAUACACCGGUUACUCUCGAAGGGUAUUGGCAAUUCAAUGUGGAAUCGAUUACUAUUGGCACUAGUACAGCCAUAUGCUAUAGUUGUUCGGCGAUUUGUGAUUCUGGCACUAGUCUGUUAGCUGUACCGACCGCACUUUACACAGCUGUACAGGCUACGCUUGGUGCUAUAUUGAAUGAAGAUGGUUUGUAUGUGUUCGAUUGCACCCAAACAAGCAGCCUGCCGGUAGUUUCGUUCAACAUCGCUGGAACCACCUUUACAUUGGAUAGCAGUAAUUAUGUUUAUGAAAUGGAGGGACCUUAUGGCAAUAUAUUAUGUGUGUCGGCUUUCGAGGAUGGCGGCACGAACUUCUGGAUUCUGGGCGAUGUCUUCAUUAUGAAAUACUACGCAAUCUUCGAUAUGGGCAACAAUCGAGUCGGUUUCGCGACGGCUGUUAGUAAUUCCAGCAAUAUAGAAGUAGUAGGAGGCGGCGCUUUAAAUUUGAGCCCUAACUUAUUGGGUAUCAUAAUACCUGUUCUAUUGGCUUUCUAUUUUAAAGCAUAAUUAAAUGUUGCAUGUGAGAUUUAUAAAUAUCUAAAUUAUACAUUGCAACACAUUUUA
Bactrocera dorsalis (oriental fruit fly) is the source of this 1359-nucleotide messenger RNA. RefSeq names its product lysosomal aspartic protease. Bases 43 to 1302 code for a protein of 419 amino acids. The transcript has a single exon. Lineage: Eukaryota; Metazoa; Arthropoda; Insecta; Diptera; Tephritidae. The record is from RefSeq and is a predicted model, not a curated record. Gene Ontology annotation, molecular function: aspartic-type endopeptidase activity. Gene Ontology annotation, biological process: proteolysis; cell death. Gene Ontology annotation, cellular component: lysosome.